UUGCCAGCCAGAGCGACGAACGUGUUUCGUCAGAGGAGCGACGUUGUCCUUGGUCUCGUUAGGAAGAUGGGGUACUGGGAUAUUGAAGACGGCACCCAGUGUGUCGAAAAGACAUGGAUAACCACGAAAUUAGGGGCAGCGAUCGGUCUGAUUGGGUCUGCAUACCAUAUUGUGGCUUUUCAGCCUAAAACAGCAAUACAGGGAGUACAAAGAGCAACAAUGGGGACCCUCACAAUGGCCUCUCUUGGUGCAAUCUUUGGACUGACUACCUGCCUUAGUGCUCAAAUUCGGGAGAAGCCAGAAGACCCACUCAACUAUUUUGUAGGAGGGUGUGCUUCAGGAAUCCUCUUAGGAGUGAAAACUCACAAUUAUAUGACGGGGACCACCGCAUGUCUUGCUCUUGGAACAAUUGCAGCUUUAACUAAGAUUGGGAAGAAGGAAGGCUGGGAAUUCAUCCUAUCUGAACCCAAGUUGUAACCCCUUCAUCUACCCCAUUCUAGCCUGUAAAAUAUGUCUCUUAUAAUGAAAGAAAAAUAAAAGUAUAUAUGAAUGUAA
Messenger RNA from Spea bombifrons (plains spadefoot toad), 555 nucleotides. RefSeq names its product NADH:ubiquinone oxidoreductase subunit A11 (gene NDUFA11). The coding region runs from base 67 to 477 and encodes 136 amino acids. Lineage: Eukaryota; Metazoa; Chordata; Amphibia; Anura; Pelobatidae. Gene Ontology annotation, biological process: mitochondrial respiratory chain complex I assembly. The transcript has 4 exons. The record is from RefSeq and is a predicted model, not a curated record.